This is a messenger RNA of Penicillium maclennaniae, 915 nucleotides long. Its product is annotated as acyclic terpene utilization AtuA family protein. The transcript is spliced from 2 exons. NCBI's taxonomy places the organism in Eukaryota, Fungi, Ascomycota, Eurotiomycetes, Eurotiales, Aspergillaceae. The record is from RefSeq and is a predicted model, not a curated record. The coding region runs from base 1 to 915 and encodes 304 amino acids.
AUGACUACCCGUGGCGGAGCAAAGAUAAGUAGCAAACAACAGAUGUCGGAGUUCGAGAUCUCCUUUGUAGAAGCAAUCGAGCCCGCCUUAGCGCAUCUCGACGCCCGAAAGAUCAAGGUCGCGGUCAACGCGGGAGCGAGUGACCCAAAGAAGCUACAUGAUCGCCUCGUAUCGAUAAUUCAUAAUAAGAAUCUCAAUCUCAAUGUGGCCUGGAUUGAGGUGACGAAGUUUCCGAUCUGCUGCAGAAGGCCGUGCAGUCCGGGGAAGAGUUCACCAACCUCACAACCGGUACGAGACCUUGUUUGGUGCAUUCGUAACCAUGCAAAUAUUGACGUUCAGGUCGGCCAGGCCAAAAGCUCGCUGACUGGGACUUUACCCCGAUUUACGCCUAAUGCUAUCUCGGCGCAUGGGGCAUUGUCGAGGCGUUCGAACAAGGGGCCGAUAUUGUUCUGUGUGGGAGGGACUACAAUUCCUCUCGCCCAUGCCUUCGUAGCGGGCCAUUUCCUCGAAUGUUCGACCUACGUCACGGGAGGCAACUUCUCCGGCUUCAAGUCUCUUCCCGGGAAAUUGGUCGACAUUGGCUUUCCCAUUGCUGAAAUCAGUGCCGCGGGAGACUUCGUGGUGACCACGCAGGAAAGCAAAGAUGGCAAAGUCACAGAGGAUACGUGCAAGGCCCAGCUCCUGUAUGAGAUCCAGGGCCCUUAUUAUUACAAUCCAGAUGUGGUCGCCAUUCUGGACAACAUCAUUAUUAAACAGCUGGCACCGAACAGAGUGUAUGUUCAUUGGGAUACUCGCUUCUGGAAACUGCUACUGAUGAAUGGCCAGUCAUGUCUCUCAUGUGAAAAGUCUCCCGCCGCCGCCGACAACGAAGAUGGGCAACACUGGAAUAAUGCAUUUCUGGAGAUUUCAUGUUGA